UCCUCUUCUCAUUGCAAUGUGUUUUUAUUUCAGAUGACCUGACUGAGAACUGUUAACAACACCCUGACCCAUGAUAUACAAACUCAGAUGAGCAAGCAGGGAGAAAGAAAUCCAGCUUUAUUUCAUGGUGGUUAUGACUAGAGGGCUAACUUAACUAGCCUUCAUUACCUGUUCUUGAGCAUGUAUGGCCACUGUGUAAGAAAAAGAAAGAGAGAACAAAGUUAUUUAUAGAGAGUAACGAGAAUAUGCUUGCCUUUUCAUAGCUGGUGUAGUUUACAUUUGAGCCAGUUCUCUUUGUAUUGGGUUUCUGCUAAGAUAGGACACAAAUGAGCUAUAUAAUACGAAAGCAGACAGAGUUGUCACUAUGACGUGAUGUUUCUGGGAUAAGCUGACUCCAGGAGAAACAAGAUACAGUGAACAAAUUAGGAAGUUGAGAAAUGGAGAUCUGGCAGCAAAGGUGGGACUGUAGGGACUAGUGGUUAAAAUUGCUUGUGAGGUGUCUGAUGCAAAGGGAUUUAUUUAGUUGUAAGAAGUACACAUUCAAGCAUAUUUUCAGGUGGUCACAAAUAAAAGGGAAAGUUAGGCUUAUGCUACAAGGCCUGAGGCAGAAGAGACAAGUAAGAUGGCAUAUUAUGAUAAAGUUAAAUGUAUUUGUUCUUGGUGAUUCUUCUAUUGAGCCAAGUUACUGAAGGAAUGUGACUGCAAGAGCAGCAGAGCUCCUCUACCAUUUCUGGUUUCUUUUGACAUCUAGAGGAAGCAUACUAAAUUGAAUGUGAUGGGAGGGGUUGAAAGCAGUAGGGCCAUAUCCUCAUCAGGACUAUUUCCAGAAUGGAGUCUUGCCUUCUGGACUCUAUGUGCAGUAGCGGUGCCAGUGGUGCUCACCCUGUGGUGCAGCUUUCGGCGUUCCCGGAGGCAGGGUCUGAUGCAGGAUCUCUUGCGGAAGAAAAAGCAUGAUUGGCAGGACACAGACCUCUUCAGCCAGCCCACCUAUUGUUGCAUCUGCUCUCAGCAUAUCCUUCAAGGAGCCUUCUGCAACUGCUGUGGUCUAUGUGUGGAUGAAGAGUGCCUGAAGAAAGCGGACCGGCGUUUCCUCUGCAAGGAGAUCAUGAUGAAGGGUGAAGGUGGCAUUCGGACCUCUAUGGUACACCACUGGAUUCGAGGCAAUGUUCCACUCUGCAGCUACUGUGUUGUAUGCAAGCAGCAAUGUGGCACCCAACCCAAGUUGUGUGAUUACAGGUGUAUUUGGUGUCAGCAAACUGUGCACGACGAAUGUAUGCAGAACUCUUUGAAGAACGAGCAGUGUGAACUGGGGGAAUUUCGCAACCUCAUUAUCCCUCCAUAUUAUUUAUUCAACGUCAGUCAGAUGCGUAAAGACAAACAAAUGGACUAUGGCAAGCUAGCUGCUUCCUGUGGUGAAAAUUGGACUCCAUUAAUAAUUCUGGCCAAUACUCGGAGUGGAAACAAUAUGGGGGAAACAUUAAUGGGCCAAUUUAAGAUCUUGCUGAACCCAAUUCAGGUUUUUGAUCUGACCAAAACAACACCAGCGAAGGCGCUUCAGCUUUGCACCUGGCUGCCCUGCAGAUCAAUUAGGGUGCUUGUCUGCGGUGGAGAUGGUACGGUGGGCUGGGUCUUAGAUGCAAUUGAUGACAUGAAGAUUAAGCAGGGCCAAGAGCAGUACAUCCCACAGGUUGCCAUCUUACCCUUGGGAACAGGGAAUGAUCUCUCCAAUACCCUGGGCUGGGGUGCCGGAUAUGCCGGAGAAGUCCCAGUGGAGCAGAUUUUACGCAAUAUCAUGGAUGCGGAUGCCAUCAAGUUGGACAGAUGGAAGGUACAGAUUACAAAUAAAGGAUACUACAAUUUAAGAAAAUUAAAGGUCUUCACAAUGAACAACUAUUUUUCUAUUGGACCUGAUGCACUCAUGGCUUUAAACUUCCAUGCUCAUCGUGAGAAGUCUCCCUCUCUAUUUACCAGCAGGAUUAUUAACAAGGCUGUUUAUUUUUUCUAUGGAACCAAAGAUUGCCUUGUACAGGAAUGUAAGGAUUUGGACAAAAAGAUUGAGCUAGAGUUGGAUGGAGAGAGAAUUCACCUACCCAGUUUGGAAGGCAUCAUAGUUCUAAAUAUUGCCUACUGGGGAGGUGGCUGCCGACUCUGGGAAGGAAUGGGAGAUGAGCUUUAUCCUUUGGCAAGGCAUGAUGAUGGGCUGCUGGAAGUUGUUGGGGUCAAUGGCUCUUUUCACUGUGCACAGAUUCAGGUGAAGCUUGCCAAUCCUAUCCGGCUGGGACAGGCCCACACUGUGAGGUUGAUUUUGAAGAAUUCGAAGAUGCCAAUGCAGGUCGAUGGAGAGCCUUGGGCCCAGGGGCCUUGCACUGUUACCAUAACUCACAAGACCCAUGCAUUGAUGCUGUAUCACUCAGUGCAUCAAAUGAAUAGUGAGAGAUGCAAGAGCAUGCCUGUAGUCCCAACUACACAUAGAAGAUACUUAGUCUGUCAUGAUGUGAACCUGUCCCAGCAUGUCAAAGUAUGUGUCCCUGUCUGAUUUCUGUGUUUAUUUCUAUAAGUUUGCUACAGAAGAAGUACCAAAUAGAAUUCUUCGUGUUGAACUACUGAACCUAACAGUGAGAAUUAGAAAGCUCACUGAAUGCUGCCAUUCACUACUUACCCAAAAGGGGGUGCUCAUUACUAAUGUCCAGGUUUCAUGUGAGCUACUGUUGUCUCUAUGAGUGGCCAGUGACUCAAUUGCAUCACUUCAGGCUUGUUCCUUUGUCCCUCUGAGGCUGAUUUAUCUAUGACAAAUUGGAAACAUGCCCUAUUAGGAACCACUUGGGAAUUUCCUCUACAUGGAGAUUGCUCCCAUGGCACUUUGCUGCACUGCAGAAUGAGCAAUUGUAUGGGAAACACUGGGUAGCUUUUGCCACUCCCAUAGAAAGUGGCAUGGAGGAAUUCCAUUUUAUCUAGGUGAUUUAUGCACCUGGCUGAGCUACGCCACCAUGGUAGAUGUGUGGGGUGGCUGCUCCUUAAGUGCUGUGGCCCGCCAGGUGGAUGUACCUGGGAGAUUUUGCUCUUGGCUGUAGUGCUAACUGAAUCAGGAGUGAGGGAAAUGGGGGCUUCCAGAUGUGGUUGGACUGCAGUUCCCAUGAGCCCUAGCCAAAAAAGCCAUUAGUAAGGGAUUAUGGCAGUUGCCAUCCAGCAACACUUGUAGGGCUACAUGUUCCUCAUUUUUACACUAAACAGAAACUAGAAUUCAACCCAAAGUACCAGGAUGGUUGGUGCCCCUUGCCUCUUUGAAAAAAUGGGACUGGACAGUAACAAAACUGAACUGAAAUACUUCAAAAUUAUUAACAUAUACACAAAGAGAUGUCCAUACUAAUUUCCUUUUUAUCUUAAAUCUCAUUCAGUUCACAGUGUGCUUGCUGCAUUUUUACUUGAAUGUUUCCACCCCAGAUAUGGAAUUUAAUAUUGUUUACAUGUCCUUCAAGGGCUCUUCAUUAAUGCUGCGCACUGUCUUCAGCCUCCAAUUAAGCUUUUACUAGUCCAAGCCUGAAGUGAGUUUAAACUAAUUUAUGACCUCAAGGAAAUGGCACUUUAUGAACUUUUCAUUUGGGCUGGGAAUCAGAAAAACAUACAAAUGCACAUUGUCUUUUCUGGAUUUCUCUGAUUUUAAAAAGUAGUCGUUGGAUUGCAUAAAUACUUUGCUCUUAGAAUAAAGUGGUUGAUGCACUGAAGACUGAAAUCCUGAUGUUCCUCUUCCCCCUCUUCCUUAGAAAGAUUGGUAUACUAUUCUUUUAUACAAUGCUUUUUAAUGUCUUCAUGAAAAAGGAAGUCAGUAGGUAAUGUAGUUGUGCUGCUGUUGUCUAAUACAGUCUCUGUGAGCUACAACUCUUUCAAGCUUUAAAAUGUUACUUUAAAGUCCUGCUUGUGUUAUUCCUUUCUAACAGUGUUUAAUCUUUAGAAUAUAAUUAAGGUUUAUUCUGCCACUGACAUAAUUAAUUUCCCCUGUUCAUGCAUAACCAGAUUUAAACAACACGAGAAAUGGCAAGAAGCAGGAAUUCUUCUAAUGCUAGGUGCAUCAGGGGCCAAUCUGCUGCACAGAACUUGGCAGCCCUCCCCCCCCAGAGUGAACGAUAGGUGGGUUCUGGAGAUGAGGCUCACAGCUUGCUCAUUGUGCCCUUGGAAAUUUCAGGCCCAAAGCAUGGUAAGCUGACUUACAGUUCAACCCCAAAGGAUGAGCUUGUAAUUGCAAUCCUCUGCUCCAGUCCAGAGACGAACCAGAGACAGUAGAGUCACUGUUUGCAGGGUAAGGCAUUUUCUCUGAGCCUAGGUAGGCGUGUGCAUAUGAGCUCCCUCUAUUCAAACAAAUGGGGGGCGGGAGUUAUUCCUUGGCAUGCCCAUCCCUGUAUACAUUUUCUGCUUUGAAGUAGUACUAGUCUUUCAGCAUUAAAAAGCAUAUCUGUACUGAUUCACUGCAAUAGUUUUGAGGUUCCAGAUGAUGAUUAAAAGUAGAGAUUGCUUGGCUCUGUUGCCACCAACAAUCCAGUCCCCUCUUCUUCUACUUCUGUAACAUGUAGCACAGCAUGCUUUGUGUCAUUGCAAGGAGAUUUCCUUAUGGCAUCUGCUUCUAGCAGUAAAACAUUCUGCACAAUAAUGCAAAGAUACAAGAGACAUCUGAGUCAACAUUCCAGAGUGAGAGUGGGCAAGGGAACUCAGCGGAUCCCUGAGGCUACUUUCAAGAUGAGUUUUUAAAUAAGGAUAAUGAGUGUAUCCUUAUGUGUUCUGCAGAGCUGGGUUCAGCUUUAGCUGCUAUAAUAAUCAGACUAUUUUGAAUGAAAACCUUUGCCAUGAGUUUUCUAUUGGAUAUGAGAUACUCUGUUGUUCAUUAUAAGCACUGCAUCUUUCUCAGGUAUUUAUGUCUAUUUGUGUUGAAGUAUUUUGAUUACAGGUUGCAAUGUUUUAUGUUUUCUUAAUGCACAUGCUUUUAUUCGGGGUCUUUGUAUGGAAAUCCCCUGCUGUGUGUUUUGUCGAUAAUUCGGUGGAACAGAAUUACAGAGCGAGUGUCUAUAUAUAUAUAUGCUCAGUUCCCAUUGACAAAAAGUUUAUAAUGCCCCUGCUUGCUUUUCUAGAUGUGCUCUUAUCAGAUUAAUAAUAUUAAACAUAGAGGAUGUGUAAAAUUGUCAACAGCAUACAAGUAUUGACUGCUCUAUGAGAAGCUGUACUGUCAUAGCUGUGCUAAUUAUCUUGAACCUGGGCAUAGUAUAUAUGCUUCACAUAUUCCCCACUACCUACACCUGCUCAUACGGCUAAGACAAGUAAAAACUACAAAAUUGGGGCAAAGUACUAUACAUGCUUACCUAGAAGUAAGUCUUACUGAACUCAGAUUGAUAGGCAUAGGAUUGCAGACUAUGCUAUUGGACUCUGCCCUGUACAUUUUUGUGUGUUUCAGAACUUUCUGUAGUUCCAGUCAUUUCUAAACCCCUUGUAGCUGACAGGUGAAGAGUUCUAGAUGGCUCCUACUCCAUUCUUAAUCAGGUAGUAGAUUGAGUUUUUGCUCAUUUGCACCCUAUUCCUUUUAUGGAGACUGACCAGGCUGUAGGUUAAAAUGUAGGUUUUCCUGGAAACAGCGGUGAGUAUUCCAGGUGAAGUGUUAACAUUGAGCAAUAUCUUGUAUAGAAUCUGCUGUCACAACUAGAACCAUCUAUGGUUUUAUUUUCAAACCACAGACUGUCCAGCUGGUCAUUUUACUCCUAUUUUAAAACUAUUUUUUUAAAUCGAAUGUGAGUUGCCAUUGUGGAAUAUACCUAAUGUAAACAACUCUGAUGUCUGUCAUAAAGAGGAGCAACCAGGAACCCAGUUGUUUUAGGGGAGUGAGAUGACAUGUGUGAGGAGUCCUGAAGUUCAGGACAAAUCUGAAACAAAUGUGACCUGUUACAUUGUAUUGAUGUAAUGCCUAAUUCUGAAAAGUAACCCUCUGGGUUGGUCAGAAUUUACCACUUCCAUAUUGCAUACUUUCACUUCAAUCAAAGACUCAUUAGGAAGCUGCCCAGAGUGGUAGAAUAUACCAGAUGGGCGGGAUAUAAAUCAAAUAAAUAAAUAAAAUAAAAUAAAGCCACUACCUUCUCAACACUUGCCUACCUGUUACUGUAUGGAGAUGGCUAAACCCAGUUGAGUCAAAGUAAGGCCAAACAUUUAACCUGCCCCCCCCCC
This is a messenger RNA of Pogona vitticeps (central bearded dragon), 6198 nucleotides long. The record is from RefSeq and is a predicted model, not a curated record. NCBI's taxonomy places the organism in Eukaryota, Metazoa, Chordata, Lepidosauria, Squamata, Agamidae.